AUGGCGGAUGCAUACCCCUAUCAACCUAUAAUCCGAUUGCCGAAAAGCAAAACAAGUUCCACCUCAACGCGAAGCAACCGCCAAGAUUCCAUCACCCUUGGUAGUAGUAACAAUGCCAUGAAUGGUGUUGCGGACCCCAAGGAUACGAUUGUCUCUGAUAUGCUUUAUUUCGACGGACUGGAUGGUGCAAUCACUGAAUCCGACAUUUGUAGUUUGCUUCAAGAUUGUCAACCUACAGAAAUUGUGAUCCACACGGAUCGUGGCAGUGGUCAUUUACGGUUCUCUGAUCCUAAAAUGGCGGAUCGAGUGUAUUCCUUGUACAACGGAUUCACGUUUCCAAACAAUAACAGCAAACUGCAGUUUCGUAUCUCGCAUGACGGAUCGUUCGAGCACGAGGCAAAGUGUUCGAUCCUGCAUGUAAAAAACCUACCACUCAAGAUCGACAACAAUGCCCUGUACGAUCUGUUCCGACCGUUCGGGCCGUUGAGUUUAUGCAAACCCAUUGUGGAAGGCAGAACUUUUCGAGGCACGGCCUUUGUUCAGUACUUUUUCCAGACCGAUUCGGAUCAAGCACAGAUGCAUAUGCAUGGCAAGAUGUUGGACGGCAAUGCACUUAACGUCGGUUCGUUCAUGCCAUCCAAGACCCGUCCUGCAACAGCAACAGCAACAGCAGCAGCAGCAGCAGGUACCGAUCAAACCAACAAGAAUUCUUCUACAACACUACCACACACGGCUGCUCCCUUCCAUACUGCGGCGGGUGGUCUAUCUCCCAAUCACAACAACUGCAAUAACAGCAACAGCAGCGCCGUUUCCACGCCCAACACGGCUAGCGGUGCCAACGACAAGUCUGAUUCUGGCUAUGUUGACUACAUGAACUUGUACAUUAAGAAUCUGGACGCCAAUGUGAGCAACAAUGACCUAUUCAACCUGUUUCGAAAGUUUGGUCGCAUUAUCUCUGCAAGAGUCAUGAGCAAUCCGCAAACCGGUCAAUCGAAAGGGUAUGGCUUUGUCAGUUACGACAAGCCCGAAGAGGCAUCUGCUGCUCUGCGAGAGAUGAACGGUAAACUGAUUGGGACCAAGCAACUCAUUGUUGCUUAUCACGAACCUAAAAAGCCUCGACAAGAGAAACAACAACAACAGAGUAGUAGUAGUAAUAAUAAUAAUAAUACCAGUACCACCAACACCACUCCCAACACUAAUAAUAACAACAACAACAACAGCAAUUCUUCUCCUGUCACGAACAAUAACGCGAUGCAACCGUUUAUGGGUGCAAUUGGGACGCCUGUGCGCAGUCCUCCCCAUGCUUCAACAGACUAUAACAGCAACAACAACAACAACCACAACAACAACCACGCGUCAUCGUCGUCGGCCGCUGCCGCAGCUGCAGCCGCAGUCGCUGCAGUUUCGGCCACGAACCCUGCUACCGGCAUGGGUGGAACACCGUAUUCCUCGCAUGAUACCAGACAUCCUUACGACAUGUCAAUGCCUUCUGUGCCUAUCAACAUGCCUUCCCAGGUCAAUGGUCUUGGUAUCGACAAUGUAGACCAGAUUGCCAUGACGAUGAAAUCGGUUGGACAGAAACGACCUUCUCCGCCACAUCCGAUGCAUCGCAAGUUUUCUGCAGCGGAGUCCAACUUUGGGCAGCAUCCAUUGCGUCCCUCGCCACCGUUUUCCACCUCACCCAUGUCUGGCGUCAGUAGCACAGGACCUUCUCUUGCGUCGUUGGCGUCUGGAUUGAAUGUUCAGCCUCGACCUAAUAAUCUACCGCCACAUCAGCAACAGCCACAUCAACAACAACAGCCACCUCAUCCUCAUCCUCAUCAUCAUCAACAUCAUCCACAACAACAACAACAACAACAACAACAUCAUCAACCCCACCACCACCAAUCACCACAACCACUACCAUUACAACAACACCAACAAGCACACCAUCAGGAUUAUCGGAACAAUGGAGGUCGACCCACACUACGACGUAAAGGCUCGCUUGAAUCUGUCAGUUCCGUCAUGACCGAAUCAAGCGCCUCGAUGCAGCGACAACGAUUGAUGGAGGCGGUCAUGCGAUGUGGUGACUAUGGCAAAGCCUUAUCGGACAUUGUCGACAUGUUGUUGACAUUGAAGCGCAAGGAACGAUCACUGUGUCUCUUUAAUCAAGACUUUUUAAAAGACAAGAUCCAAUUGGCGUUGGUUGCUUUGGAUACUGCUACCACUAUUGCCGGUGGUACUGGUGGUCAUAGUCCAAUGGCACCCGUAUCACCUCUCGUGAGACAGCAACAACAAGCUCCUCAACGUGUAUCCAAAGCCAUUCCUAUCGUUGCCCCGAAACCAGAACCUGUUGCUGCUAAUGCUGCUGCUGUUGUUGCAAAAUCACCAUCUCCUCCCACUACCGCCAACACGACGCCUAAUACUGCUGCUACGACGACGACGACAACAACAACAACGAUGACCCACACCACUGCCACGACCCCCAUUGCUGCUGCUGCUAGCAAGAAGAACACCAAUGGAACAGCACCACCAAGCAGCAGUAGGAAGAACAACAACAAGAACAGUAGCAACCAAGAGGUCCAGGAGAUUGAGCAGUUACUUUCUGCGUUGGAAGGCAAGCCUACCCAUGAAAAGAAGCAACAGUUGGGUGAUAGACUCUUCCCUCGUGUCAAGGCUACGGGAACCAAGCAAGCGCCCAAGGUCACGAUCCGUCUCUUGGACACGAUUGAACUCCACGAACUGGCACAUCUGAUGUUAGAUAAAGACCAGCUUAAAGAACGUGUGGACGUUGCAUUUGCUAGCUUAAAGUAG
Messenger RNA from Zychaea mexicana, 2793 nucleotides. RefSeq lists its product as uncharacterized. Gene Ontology annotation, molecular function: RNA binding. The record is from RefSeq and is a predicted model, not a curated record. The coding region runs from base 1 to 2793 and encodes 930 amino acids. NCBI's taxonomy places the organism in Eukaryota, Fungi, Mucoromycota, Mucoromycetes, Mucorales, Lichtheimiaceae. The transcript has 10 exons.